CGCACCUUUCUGGAAAAACUGAACACAUAAAUUUAUGUGUCACCUAAACACAUGACGACACUGAGCCCCCAGGCAGGCCCUCGGUGCUCGCUCAGAAACAAUUCUGCGAUCAAGUGUAAUCUUGUUGCAAAAGAUGCGAAGACGGAGUUCUGAGCGGUUCUCGCAGGGGGAGGACAUCCUGAACUUAUCUAGCGGGCCUUGGUCGCUGACGUGAUAAGAUAAGAUAUGAUUAGAUAUGAGUGGGGGCAUACAUACAAAUUACAAAUGACUCUGAGGGAUGCCUUGUUCGGAUCGUGACAAGUCCUGCUGUGCAAAUUAAUCGUGCUUAGCUUUCUUUCUAUCCAUGGCGGACCCGAUUUCUGCCAUUAGUUUCGCCGCGCAAAUGUUCUCUAUGGCGAUGGAUGCUUACAAGAUAUUUCGAAAAGCUCUUGCGUUUCCAGACAGUGCCGAGAAGUUGGUUUUGAGAUUAAAGGUGGAAUAUGUCCGACUACAGCUUUGGGGCAGAAAUUCUGGCUUGGAUCGAGGGUACCUCCCCCUUCAAUUUCAACCAUUUGAGGAUGUCGUUCUUGAUUUACUAAAAAGGUUGACGAUGCUUUUUCAGGAUAGCGCCAAAUUGCGGGAGAAGUAUGGAUUAAUGUUAGUAGACGAGUUGGACAAAAUCCCGGAAAACUUCGGCACUUCGGAGGCUCAGAGGACCGCAUCAUUCUUUCGAAUCAAAGAGGCAUGGAGGGGUAUCGCCAAACUUGAUCGUGUUAGGUCUGGUCGUGAAGACAACUCUGCUUCUAUGACAAGUCGCCUCCGAUGGGCAAUCUCCUCCCAGUCCCAGUUUGAGGCACUCAUCCUCGAAAUUCGAGGAUUCACAGAUAGCUUAAACAACCUGCUCAAAGAAUCCCAACAACUCACCUUGCUCCGGGACUGGGAUAGAGUCCAACUUGACAUGCUGUCGAGGGUUGAAGACAUUGGAAGCCUGCGCUUGGUGCAAGAUGUCACCGAAGGAUAUUAUGAGUGCGAAGGGAUUUUCGACAUGGCCACGCGCAAGGCGAUAGUGGUAGCAGAUGAACUUCCCACUGGGCUAUCAUUGGGUGACCAGACUGUAGACUUCGCGGAUUCUGCUCAGGUUGUUAAUAGUAGCCGCUCAAUCGCGGUGAUGCAGAAGGCCGAUUUUGAUCUUCCAAACAACUUUCCCGAGGUCGCGCGAUGCCUUGCUCGUUAUCGAAAUUUGGAGCAUCCAUCAAGUUUGGUUCUCAUCGAGAAAAAACGUUAUCCUGCUGAGCUUUCAGCAGAACAUCGCGAGUUAUUGCGUGUCCGAAUCAAAGCUCUUAUCCACUUAUUAAAUUGUUCCCGUCAAGACCGACAAAGUCUUCCUUUGUGCUUGGGAUACUGGCACGAUCUCGAGGAUUCUUGCUGGUGUCUUGUUUACAAUAUACCCUUACCGCUCCCAGGCGACGGAACCGUUCGUCAGAUCCAGUCAUCUGUCCAGCUUCGCACAUUGCUUCACUUCAUUCGCGAUCCUGCGGUCCGGCCACCCCUAGAGCACCGAAUACAACUAGCAAGUUCUAUCGCCAGAGUCCUGUCUCGUUUGUUUGGAAGCCAAUGGCUUCAUAAAAGCAUACGGAGUGAUAACAUUGUCUUCAUUAGGCGUGGGGACCGCCAAUAUCUCUUGACCGAUUCACCACUAAUUUUUGGCUUCGAAUACUCCAGACGGUACACAGAAGCCAGUAUCGACCUGAUCAAUAUGGAUCUUGCUCAAUCUAUUUACCGUCAUCCGGAGUACCAAGGUAAUCAAAGAGAUAGGAAGAAAUAUCGUAUGGCAUACGAUGUCUAUUCUUUUGGUUUGAUGUUGGCUGAAAUAGCAUUGUGGACACCCCUGCUUACAAUUUACCAGGAGAGACUGAAGAGACGUCCUACAGAGCAGAGCCCCGCCUUUCUGGAGCCACAGGCGAUGAAUUUGAGGGAAGAAAUGGUCAAGAUAGCCGAAAGGCAGUUGGCAUUCAAAAUCGGGUCAGGAUAUCGAGACGUCGUGUUAUGGUGUCUUAAGCAGAGUCAAGGCUUCAUGACAGCUGAUAACGAGUUGGCUGCAAAGUUUUAUUCAGAGGUCGUAAUACCUCUGGAAACUAUAUCCCAGACGUUCAGAUAAUUUCCAUGUUAAACGUUGAACAAACACUUGUAUCAUACUAAUUCUCAGCUUGCAAGUAGAUGGUCGGAGACAGGGUGGAAAAUAGGGGAAAAUAUAAGAUAUUGUAAAAUGAUAUGUAAGCGCCACACUAGCUCGCCCUUUGUUCGUGGCAUCGUACUACUACCACUACGCCGAUACAGCUAUGGAGGCCAGAUUAACACGUCGUAAACACACG
Lentinula edodes (shiitake mushroom) is the source of this 2351-nucleotide messenger RNA. RefSeq names its product prion-inhibition and propagation-domain-containing protein. Bases 344 to 2137 code for a protein of 597 amino acids. The record is from RefSeq and is a predicted model, not a curated record. The transcript is spliced from 2 exons. NCBI's taxonomy places the organism in Eukaryota, Fungi, Basidiomycota, Agaricomycetes, Agaricales, Omphalotaceae.